Messenger RNA from Chroicocephalus ridibundus (black-headed gull), 6586 nucleotides. RefSeq names its product phosphoglucomutase 2 like 1 (gene PGM2L1). The coding region runs from base 319 to 2187 and encodes 622 amino acids. The record is from RefSeq and is a predicted model, not a curated record. Gene Ontology annotation, biological process: carbohydrate metabolic process. Gene Ontology annotation, molecular function: glucose-1,6-bisphosphate synthase activity; intramolecular phosphotransferase activity. The transcript has 14 exons. Gene Ontology annotation, cellular component: nucleus. Lineage: Eukaryota; Metazoa; Chordata; Aves; Charadriiformes; Laridae.
GGUCGGUGCUUGGGCGGGGGCGCGCGCGCGGGGCGGGGCGGGGCUGCUGGCGGGGGCGGGCGCGCGCCCCGACCGUUGCCGGCGGUGAGGCGGCGAUCGCCGUUACUCGCCGUUACGGUCGUUGAGCUGAGGUAAAUCGCGGUUGCCGCGGUUUCACCCCCGCCUCCCCUUUGAGCCGAGACCACCGGCCCGCCUCCUCUGGCUGUCCCCUUCCCUCAGGCGAUGCGCGGUGCCGCGGCCGGUGUCGCGAAGUGAAGCCGCCGCUGUCGUCGUCGUCGUUCCGCCCGCCCCCACCCGCGACCCCCACCGAACGGCGACAUGGGCGAGUGCGGAGCCCCCGGGGACGUCAACUCCAACGUGCUCAUCGCCCGCAGCACCGGCGACGCGCAGCUCGACAAGGCGGUGUGGCAGUGGCUGAACUGGGACAAGAACCAAAAAACAAAAGAACAGAUCGAAAGCUUGUUACAGAAUGGAAAGCAUAAAGAGUUACGGGAUCGUCUCUGCUGCAGGCUGACCUUUGGGACUGCCGGGCUGCGCUCCGCUAUGGGAGCGGGCUUUUGCUACAUUAAUGAUCUUACGGUGAUCCAGUCAACACAGGGGAUCUACAAGUAUCUCGAGAGGUGUUUUUCAGACUUUAAGCAGAGAGGCUUUGUUGUUGGAUAUGACACACGAGGUCAGGUGACCAGCAACUGCAGCAGUAAGAAACUUGCAAAGCUCACUGCAGCAGUCCUACUGGCUAAAGAUGUGCCCGUGUACUUCUUUUCUACGUACGUCCCUACACCGUUUGUGCCCUAUGCUGUUCAGCAGCUCAAAGCUGUGGCUGGUGUGAUGAUCACAGCAUCCCACAACCGGAAGGAGGACAAUGGGUACAAGGUUUAUUGGGAAAAUGGAGCGCAGAUCACCUCUCCUCACGAUAAGGAAAUUAUAAAAUGUAUAGAAGAGUGCGUUGAACCAUGGAAUGGCUCUUGGAAUGAGAAUCUAGUAGACACCAGUCCCCUUAGACAGGAUCCUUUGAAGAAAAUUUGUGACUGUUACAUGGAGGAUCUGAGAAAGAUCUGUUAUCACAGGGAGCUAAAUGUGCAGACAAACCUGAAGUUUGUUCAUACCUCUUUUCAUGGAGUUGGACAUGACUACGUGCAGUUGGCUUUCAAAGCGUUUGGCUUUCAGCCCCCCAUUCCAGUACCUGAACAAAAAGAUCCAGAUCCAGACUUCUCUACUGUCAAAUGCCCAAAUCCUGAAGAAGGAGAAUCUGUGCUGGAGUUGUCACUGAGGCUUGCAGAGAAAGAAAAUGCUAAAGUAGUAGUGGCCACUGAUCCAGAUGCAGAUAGACUAGCAGUGGCGGAACAGCAGGAGAAUGGCUGCUGGAAGGUGUUCACCGGCAACGAGCUGGCAGCUUUGUUUGGGUGGUGGAUGUUUUCUUGCUGGAAGGAGAACUGCUCCCAAGAUGCUGAUGUGAAGAAUGUUUACAUGUUAGCGACCACAGUCUCCUCGAAAAUUUUGAGGGCAAUUGCACUUAAAGAGGGAUUUCACUUUGAAGAAACACUCCCUGGUUUUAAAUGGAUUGGAAGUAGAGUAAAAGAUCUCCUAGAUAAUGGAAAAGAAGUUCUCUUUGCAUUUGAAGAGUCUAUUGGCUUCAUGUGUGGCACAUCAGUGUUGGAUAAAGAUGGUGUAAGCGCAGCUGUGGUCAUAGCUGAAAUGGCAACCUACCUGGAGGGCAAGAACCUAACACUAGCACAGAAACUCAUUGAGAUCUAUGAAACGUAUGGAUAUCACAUAUCAAAGACUUCCUAUUUCUUGUGCUAUGAUCCUCCUACUAUCAAAAGGAUAUUUGAGAAACUGCGGAACUUCGAUGCCCCUCAGUCUUAUCCAAAAUUUUGUGGUAUUUACAAUAUACUACAUGUACGAGAUAUUACCACUGGCUAUGACAGCAGCCAGCCAAAUGAAAAAUCGGUGCUGCCAGUGAGUAAAAGCAGUCAGAUGAUCACUUUUACAUUUCAAAAUGGUUGUGUUGCCACCCUUCGGACAAGUGGAACAGAACCAAAGAUCAAGUACUACGCGGAGAUGUGCGCGCUGCCGGAGCAGAGUGACAGAAGCAUGCUGGAAGAAGAACUUCAGAAGCUUAUUGAAGCUUUGAUCGAGAAUUUUCUUGAACCUGAUAAGAAUGGACUGAUCUGGCGCUCUGCUUAGACCUCUGACAGGUGUUCAAAGAAGCGACCGCCUGCACUGCGUCGUGUGAAACAAAGGAACCAAGAACAGAACUCCGUUUAAGACGUGUGCGUGUGUGUAUGUGUGUUAAACAGCUACAUUUUUAUUCUAUAAAGAAGAAGCAUUCUUUUGUCAGGCUUUUCACCAAAGUCUGGGCUAGAAAAUUUGGGAUAAGGACAGUACGUGAGAGAAAAGGACGCAAUUUAUUAUUACACUUUUGACCAAAAGACUAAUUAACCUGCAGCAAUGCAAACAAACUGCCCUGGGUUUAAGACAGCUGAUCUUAACCACUAGAUCUUGUCUUAAAUUCAUUUCAGGUACUCAAUACUUUUUGUGUGACAAGGUUUUGAAAUCGGGUAGUCCUAAUAUUUGAAGGAAGCGAGCGCUCCAAACUGACAAAAAAAAGCCUGCUUCUUCCUAGCUGUUGUGCGUGAUUGUUACAGGUCUUAAUUUCCAAAAAAUGUUGAAGUAGAGUUCAGUGCUUAGCAGUUCUUGUUUAGGCAAGUUGUUCAAUAUGACAUUUUUUCAGCUACCUAAGUAUCUUUCCGUUGUUAAAGGUGCUCUUGGUGCAUUGUAUCUUUCCUGUGUGCAUCUUAAAAUAUUUACUUUGACAGUGAAACAAUAGUGGCAACACAUGCAGUUCCACUUGCAGGCUGGGUUUGGAAUUACCUAGUGCCUUUCCAAGGCAUUCAAAGGAAUAGGAACUUGUUCAUUCCUUAAUUAAAUUGCCCAUUUUAACUACCAUGGGCUUUGCAACCAGUUUUUGGUCCCACAUCUCUGAAGAGUCUUAAGCUUUUUUUUUUUUUUAUUUUUUUCCAGAAAUUCGGUAACUUUGAGUGAAAAUUCCAGUUAGUGACUUUUUUUUUUGUUUUGAUGGCUUUAAUUCAUACUGUGUAUUUAAAAAAAAAAACAACAACACAAAAACCAACCAACCAAAAAAAAACCAGAAGAAAGUGGAGGUGAGACACUGACACUGCUGAUUAUUAUUUUUAAUUACUAAAUAAUAUUAUUUUUUUGGUCAUGUGUUGUAAGCUAAUUUCUGUUAGAAUAGCAGUUUGCAAAUGCGACUCUUCCUUAUCUUUCAGGGCAAAUUUUUAACAACUUCCCAUUAUCUAUUUCCUACUUUUGCUUGAGCAGAAAAUGAUACUGCUAAUCAAUUUUUCCAAAAAAUAGACUGAUACAGAAAUUCUCAUGUAGAUACUGAGGAUUUCAGAAAAGAAAAGCCGUGUUUUGGCACAGAAAAGCCGUGGAAGAUGCUUUAACUGAAAGAACACUUCAAGAAAAUUGCAUAUUGAUUAACUGAGAAAAAUACUCGUUAAUGUGUGCUACUAAAUUGCUAAUAUAAGCCUUCAGCAUAAAGUCAGUGGUGUUCUGGCCAUCUCCUCGCUAUCACUUUACAGUAAUUAGAUAAAAGAAGUCGAUAAAGCUGAACACUUAACCGCUGUAUUGAAGGUUACCUGAGAAGAACCUGAAAUGCACUUAAAUUAAAGCUGUUGUUUUGCCAUUAUUGUUAAAUCUCUAAAUUUGUCCUCCAUCUUAUUAUACCCUUACAGCUUGAUGCCGCAGGAUUGCGCCGAGUGGUUUUGUAUGUGUUGCGUCUGGAUGGCUUUAAAGAGCACUGAGGUUUCUCUGUCCGUGCGGGUAUCGGGUAUUUCAUGCUGACAGAAGCUUUGCACUAUAACCGUGGAUAAGUAUUUUGCUGUAUAUGAAUGUCCAUGUACUGCAGAAGGUCUGUGUUGCACAAAUUCUUACUUGCCACCGAUAUUUAUUUAUUUUUUAUUUUAAGAGAAAGUAUUUCCAAAUUGUUCUGCAAUUGAGUGAAAUGUAUCUAAUACCAAAAAACAUUGUUUUUUUUUUUUUCUGGAUUGUACAUUUGACUGAUGUGAUGGGGAAAAUGAGUGAAAGCAUUUACGCUUAGAGUAUACUCAUGUUAUUGUACAGCACCGGGUAGGUCUCAGAAGGCGUAAAGGCGUUUUUGACUGCUGCUUCGUCUUUAGUUUUCACAAAAAAGUGCAGAACUGGAUCCCAACUGCACUGAAUUUGGAGGAGGUCUUGUCUUUUUUUUCACGGGCAGCAGAUUAAAGCCUUGGGCAUUUUGGAUUUUGUUUUUGAACAGCCCACUAAUAGUUCAGAAGAGAACAAGUGACUUAGAACAUAAUUUUGAACAAAGGUAAACACUGUAAAAAAGCAUAGUUUAUGUGUGCGUAUUGUAGCAGUUAGUGUUAGGAGUUACGUCUUGUGAGUUACCUUUUUUUUAUGCUCCUAUAAAGAGCAGGAAUCUGCAGUGCCCCAGAGAGACCUGCUUUAUAGCAGUAGACAAGCGUUAUAAAUGCAGUAUGGAAGAAAAUUGUGAUUACGUUUUCCAGUCAGCAUUCUUAGAAGUUGGUAACUGUUCAUGGUAUAAAUAUCUUUAAUAAGAAGACGAAUACGGGGAGUUAAGUAUCUGGGAUUCUUCUCGUCGAUAGAGUUGAGCAGUAAGUUAUAGAUGUAGUAGUGCUUUUGGAAUGACAGCAACAGGCACAAUGUGUUGAAUGUAUUUUAAGGGUAUAAUAACUAUUGCUGUUUUUAAGCUGCUGCUACUGUUGUUUUCCUACUGUAUUUGAACUGUUUGAUAUAUUUAUACUGUUCCAUUUGUGGAACUCCUCCUUUAUCUCCUCCCUCUCAUCUUGCUUCCCUUACUUCUGUUACUGUGAAGGACUGUAAUUCUCUUAUUUUAUUGCCCUGUAACUUUGUUAUACACCGUGUUAGAGUUUGCUAGGCUUGCGUACAAUCUUCUUUCGGUUGUCAGCUGUUCUUUACUACUUUUCAGAUAAGAACAAAGGCUUUUCAAACUUGAGUAGGAAGCAGGUAAUAGAUCAAAGUACGCUGUGGAUGCUGUUUACUAGGCACUUCCAGUUAAAAUACGUCUUUUCAAAGGUUGGUCUACAGCAGGGCAUUGGCUUAAACUGUAAUCACACAGCCAGUGAUUUGUUUUUAGCGUUUGAUAAUAAAAUUGGGAGGGCUUGUGUCUGUCCUUUCCCUUUUUGAUGUCACAGGCUUACUCUCUGUCUCACUCAGACGUGGUGAAGUUGUGUUUCCGUGAGGCUGGGAUAGGACCUUUGUAAGUACAGGAGAGCUGCCAGCCAAGGUGGAACGUCUGCGUUACGGAGCUUGUAGCUGAAAUUUUUAUUCUAGUUGUGAUACAGCUUCCAGUCUGUGGUUUAAGUAGCUUCAGGUGCUAUUCAUGUCUCUCCUCCUGCACUCUGAAGGGCGCCUCCAGCCACAGCCGCAGUGAAUCAUAAACUCUUGCGUGGGGGAGAAGGAGGGAGCGUGUUUAACACAGGAGAGUUUGACUGGGAGCUCCAAGCACAGCCCUAGCUGCAGCCCGAGGUGGCGUAGCCCCUGCUUUGUUUGCAGUUGGCGUGGUGUCCUGUCCGGCCGCUGAGCCAGUGGUGCCUGCCCUGCCCUGCCCUUGCAUCCCAGGUGGGUGCAGCUCCAAGGAGCCAGGUUUCCCCUGGGCUGCGGGAGAACUGGGAACUUGCCUGAGUGGGUCUCUAAUUUCCUUAAUUUUAAAUACCUACCUCUUCCUUCUAAGGAGGGGAAGUGCUUAUUUGUGUCAUCCGCAGAGUGAAUUAAGAAUUAGUUCUAUGUGUUUCUGUUUGAGACGUUGAGGUGCGUUACGAUGUGCAGCAGCCUGGGGCUUCUUUACCUGCCUCCAGCAGUUCCUGACUGCUCUCAGGCUGUUGCCGUACCUCUGGUUGGAGGAUACCUGCAUGUUGAAAUUCCUGGCGUUAUUCCCUGAUUUAGCGGUACUUAGGUAAGCACUUUGCAUCCGCUCUUUGGCUCCUGAAGCAUUAGGGGUUUCAGUUUCAGGGGGUGUGUUUGUGUGAAACUUUCAGAGUAUUGAAGGAGGAGCCACAAGGUUGGAAUGGGGGUUUCUGUCAUUUGGGGCAGGGUGGGACACGUGGUUGGCUUUAAAAAGCACUUGGAUAUUCUCUUUAAUUUUAAAACUAAUAUUAUCAUCACUUCAUUUUGUCUUUCCCCUGGUUUUGCCCUCUUUUCUCCCCAAGUAAGGGGGCGGGGGGGGGCUGCAUGGUGCCCCCUGAAUGGUUAGAGUCUGCCUCGAUACCAUUUUCCAUCCUCCCCUGCCCUUUGCCUGCUCGAGAGUAACUUUGUACGAGGUGAUGGAAGUACCUGCAGCUGCAGCGAUCUCCUUGGCUAGAAUCCUGGGGAGUUCUGGAUCUGUGCUCUUGUUUACCCGGUGUCUGUUCUUCUGUAAAACUAGGGCACAUUACAAAUACAGAGUGAGAAUUUGCACUUUCCUGAAGUAUUUCUGUGUGUAUUGCUACGUGGAUUUAGCUGAAUGAAGUGUUACAAGUAAUAAAAUAUUCUCUUCGUAGUA